AUGCAGGAGACAAGGUCACCCAUAAAAGCAGCGCCAUUGUCAGCAAUGCCUCUGCCUAUGUUCUUAAGAUCACUUCUUGUUGCCACGAUCUCGUCCAAGAAGUGGCUACUCGUUCCUUCUCUCCACCUCCUCGACUUCUUUGCAAAGCCGAACAGAACUUGGGUGUUCAAUCUCGACAAGAACCCCGUGCUAAAAGCCAUCAUCAAGAAGUCGUUCUAUGAUCAGUUUUGUGCAGGCACAACACCAGCCGAAACUAGAGCAUGUGUGAAGGCACUGAAGGAUAUGGGAUUCCGCGGUGUAAUCCUUACAUACGCACAGGAGAUGGUGUUUGACAGCAAGAGCGGUAAAGGGUACAGUUCCGGAGCUGUAGCGGAAGCCAAGGAGGAGAAGACGGGUGUCAAGAUUGACGAUGUUAUUGAGUCCUGGAGAACAGGUACUGUCGGUACCAUUGAUCUGAUCGAAGAGGGAGAUAUUUUGGCUAUCAAGACAUCUGGAGCUGGACCUGCAGUUGUCGACGCAUUCCACAAGGGCGAAAUUCCACCACAGCAGAUGCUCGAUGCUCUUGAUGCGAUCGGCACAAAGUGCAAGGAGCGCAAUAUCCAGAUUAUUGUUGAUGCCGAGUCUCAACACUUCCAGGAAGGGAUUGCUCGUGCUUCUCUCGAGAUGAUGCGCAAGUUCAACACCGAUGGCCGCGUUGUCGUCUAUAACACAUACCAAGCAUACCUCAAGAGUACUAGGUCGCUCAUCGCUUCUCAUCUCGCUGAGGCCGAGAAGGACGGCUUCACUCUCGGUCUCAAGCUCGUUCGCGGUGCUUACAUGGCUUCUGAUGAUCGCUCCUUGAUCCACGACACGAAACAAGACACAGACGACAACUACAACAGCAUCGCUCAGGGUGCCCUCCGCCAGCAGCUCGGCGAAUAUGGCGUCUCUCGUCCCUUCCCUUCGGUCAAGCUCUUUCUUGCAUCCCAUAACCGUGAGUCUGUCGUUUCCGCCCAGAAACUUCACGAGCAGAGGGUUGCUGCCGACCUUCCCACUGUUGAUGUCAGCUUCGGUCAGCUCCACGGCAUGUCCGAUGAAGUAUCAUUCUCGCUCCUUGCUGAGAAAGGCAACAAUGGUCAAUCACCUGCUGUCUUCAAAUGCUCGACAUGGGGGAGCAUGAGCGAGUGUAUUGGUUACUUGUCGAGGAGAGCAGUCGAGAACAGGGACGCCGUUCUGAGGACGAACGACGAGUACACAGCGCUUCGGAAGGAGGCCGGGAGAAGGCUGCGAUCUGUUUUUGGCGCUGCAUAA
This is a messenger RNA of Didymella exigua CBS 183.55, 1290 nucleotides long. RefSeq names its product FAD-linked oxidoreductase. Gene Ontology annotation, cellular component: mitochondrion. Bases 1 to 1290 code for a protein of 429 amino acids. Gene Ontology annotation, molecular function: proline dehydrogenase activity; FAD binding. NCBI's taxonomy places the organism in Eukaryota, Fungi, Ascomycota, Dothideomycetes, Pleosporales, Didymellaceae. The record is from RefSeq and is a predicted model, not a curated record. The transcript is spliced from 2 exons.